Messenger RNA from Magnolia sinica, 1802 nucleotides. Its product is annotated as light-inducible protein CPRF2-like. Gene Ontology annotation, molecular function: DNA-binding transcription factor activity. Lineage: Eukaryota; Viridiplantae; Streptophyta; Magnoliopsida; Magnoliales; Magnoliaceae. The transcript has 6 exons. Gene Ontology annotation, biological process: regulation of DNA-templated transcription. The record is from RefSeq and is a predicted model, not a curated record. Bases 83 to 1393 code for a protein of 436 amino acids.
GUCUCCCACCUGCCGCCAGCGUUUACAACAUACAACCAAAAUCAGAAAGAAAGAAGAAAAAAGAAAGAAGAAAGAGAAAAGAAUGGAUAGAGUAUUUUCAGUGGAUGGAAUUUCCGAAUCGUUGUGGUCGCCUCCUCAUUCAUCCCAAGCCAUUAGAAUCGCAGAAGCAGCAGGAGGAGGAGGAGGAAGAGCUAAGAAAGAGGAUACGAUGGCGACGAUGAAUAGGAGCUCUUCGGAAUGGGCAUUCCAGAGAUUCCUCCAAGAAGCUUCUAUCUCUCAGAUUCAAUCUCCUCCUCCUCCUCCUACUCGAGGAAGCGUUGACGAUGAUGACGAGGUUGUUGAGAUCAAGGAACCCCCACCGCCGUCUGAUCCCUCUCACGAUGCCCCUGUUGAAUCCGACGAUUACCAGCAGAUGCUCAAGCGCCGCCUCGAACUUGCCUGUGCUGCCGUCGCUAUGGCACGGGUGUCUGCUGUAAAACCUCAAGAAUCUUCUCCUUCAGUUGAUAGUGGAUCACACAUUUCAGAUACGCCACAGUUGGGGUCUCAAGCUUCUGCAACCCACACAGGACCUGGAUAUGGUUUACCCAGGAUGCAAGAUAAGCUUGUUGGUGGACCAAUUGGCAUUCCCAGCUUACCGGUUAUGCCGAACAAUUCAGUUGUUCAAGUUAGGCCAGCUACCAGUGGGUCAUCCAGAGAACAAUCAGAUGAUGAUGAUCUUGAAGUAGACAUGGAAGCAACUGAUAAUAUGGAUCCUACUGAUGCAAAGCGUGUAAGGAGGAUGCUCUCAAAUAGAGAGUCUGCUAGACGCUCUAGAAGAAGGAAACAAGCACAUUUGAGUGAGCUUGAGGCACAGGUUUCACAACUGAGAGUUGAGAACUCCUCAUUACUGAAACGUCUCACAGACACAAGUCAAAAGUACAAUGGAGCUGCUGUGGACAAUAGGAUUCUAAAAGCAGAUGUUGAAACUUUGAGAGCAAAGGUAAAGAUGGCUGAAGAUACAGUUAAGAGAGUGACAGGGGUGAAUACCCUGUUUCAAACCAUGCCUGACAUAUCAUCCAUCGGCAUGCCAUUCUCUGGCAGCCCAUCUGAGACUGUCCAAAAUGCUGCUGUCCCUGUACAAGAAAACCCAAAUCACUUCUUCCAACCCACACACGACCAGAGAAUGAACACAGGUGCAACUGACAUCCCCCCUGGUCCCAUGGUCGAAGACAUGCACAACGCUGCGGGCAAGAUGGGCCAAACAGCUUCCAUGCAGCGGGUGGCCAGCUUGGAACAUCUGCAGAAGCGGAUUUGUGGGGGACCAAAUCCUUGUGGGCCUGUGCAGUGGGAUGGUGCGUGGGACCCAGAAACCUCUAAUGCAGUGGAGAGCAGCAGUAAACAGAACCAAGUAUAAAUUUUCAUCUGUCUAGCGGAAAUUACAGAAUAUGUAAUGUAAGGAAUCCACUUCUGUCUUGAGGUUGUAUCCCAUGCAUAUUCUCAACUAUAACGUUCAAUAUGGAGUGCUUGUUAUUGGACCCACCCGAAGGUGAGGCUCAGUACUCUGGUUCAGUUAUGGCCUCCAAGAUCGAGCUUGAUCUGCCAAAUUCUUCUCCGAAAGGUGUAAAUUGUUUAAUGGGUUUUUAUGAUGAUCAAGGGGCUAUUUAUUUUGUACUUUUAAGGAAAAUUAUUUGGAGUUGAAUCCUUAAGUUCCACGGUUCUUCUAACGGGGUGCCCCUUUCAUGCUUUGGGGGCUGCUCUCUCUCCAUAGCCAUUUGUACUCGCAAACAUUUUGAAACAUAUGCUUCCAUGCUCCAGCACCUGAA